AUGCUCAGUUCAGUUCAUUCGUUGCUCUCGUGGCUCAACGAAGCUGAACAUGUCGCCCGAUUCCAACGUUAUUUUGGCGUAUUACCCUUACCUUCUGCUCAGCCAGAUUUGAUUCCUCAAACUGACAAGACAACGCAUCUCAAUACCGACACUAAUAGCAAUCUAGCUAAUCAAGCUCUCACAAAUUUAUAUCACCGACAUCAUGAAAGGAAAAUAACUUAUGAUAAAAACGUCUUAGACGAAUGUAUUCAAGAAAUCAAUCGUAGUUCGAAUCAGAAUGCAACUAAAAAACCAAGUCCACCUGAUGUUGAUUAUGUGGUCACGUCAUGGUUUUGGUAUUAUUUCUUUCAAAUCGGUUCGGCGUUAGGAAACGAAAUUUUUUAUAUUUUAUUUUUUCCAACAUGGAUCUGGAAUAUCGACGGAUGUGUGGCGAGGAAAGUAUCGAUGUUAUGGGCGUUCUUCAUGUACAUUGGUCAAGCUUCAAAAGAUAUUCUGUGCAUACCGCGACCGUCGUCUCCUCCUGUACUGCAACUUGAGAAACGCUAUGUUGCAGAAUACGGAUUUCCUUCGACGCAUGCGAUGUUUGCAGCUGGUAUUCCUUUCUCACUGGUGUUUCUCUCGCAUCAACGAUAUGAAUUUGACCUGUGGAUUGGAUUAGUCAGUGCCUCAAUUGUCUGUAUUUGGGUGUGUCUUAGUCGAAUAUAUCUUGGCAUGCAUUCAUUGCUUGAUAUUGUUGGUGGUACUAUAUACGCAUGGAUAUUAGUCUUUGUCAUGUUUUUUUAUGUGGAAACAAUCGAUAAUUUUCUAUUAAAUCACAUUGUUUCGCCAUUCCUUUGCUUCUCUCUUGGCAUAUUUCUGAUCAAAUGUUAUCCAAGUCCAAAGCAAUGGUCAACGGCUCGUUCGGAUACGACAAUCAUCUUAGGUAGUACAAUUGGUUUCUUGUCAGCAUCGACAAUUAUGAAUGAAAUGAGCUUACUUGAAAAGCCAAUUUUGCCGCCUGUGUAUGAAAUCAUGGCACCUGAUCUUGGCCUUUGUGUUGUACGAACGAUUCUUGGCUUAGUUAUCGUCGGAAUAACACGGGAAAUAAUCAAAACAAUUGUUUUAUUUUCAGCCUGUUCUUUCUACGGACUUGACUGGAAAAAUCCCGAAUCGAAACGUUUUGCUAAAAUCGAAAUGCCGUAUUACUAUUUGACCUAUUUUGCCAUCGGGUUUAAUAUCGGUUUCACCUGUCCAUUAGUUUUUCGUGCUCUGGGAAUUAAUCGUGAUUACAGUUACACAGAAUUAUAA
This is a messenger RNA of Adineta ricciae, 1287 nucleotides long. The record is from the annotation of a GenBank genome assembly. NCBI's taxonomy places the organism in Eukaryota, Metazoa, Rotifera, Eurotatoria, Adinetida, Adinetidae.